AUGAAGAAAAACCCAACUGAAGAUAUAUUAAAUAAAAUGGGCUAUGCUUUUUCGAAGUUCAGCGGAGAGGCGACAACGGAAUUGAACGAUGAAGGCACCUCCACACCUAAAGGAAAAUGCCGUGUGUUGGACAUUGAUCCCCGUUCGCCCAACGUAGGAAUUUCGAGGACCCCAAUCACCGUGAAUUGCACACCGAAAGCCGGCACCGACGAGAACUCCCAGGGCACUCCAACUAACAAAGCGAAGACGAUGCAGCAACAAUUAUUCAUGAAGAAAAAGCCCGAUUUGUUGUUCUCAGAGAGCGACUUCCAAAACUCGGACAACUGUGAAGCGUCGAAAGACAAG
Molecule: messenger RNA, 345 nt
Organism: Mesorhabditis belari
Lineage: Eukaryota; Metazoa; Nematoda; Chromadorea; Rhabditida; Rhabditidae
Source: the annotation of a GenBank genome assembly